UGAUUUGUGAAAUAAUUAAUGAAAGUAGUUACAUGUAACUGUAACUACUUACUGUAAUGUAACAUGUAACUAUACCACCAACAACAAAUGUUGUCUGCUAAAAGAGUGCGCAUAAUGGCUGGCUGACAAUCGACCCAGUAUCAACGCAGGUGCUCUAUAAUGGAUGAGUCUUUGGUUCUGAAGAAGUGCGGCUACAUAUUAGGAAAUACGUUAGGGGACGGAUCAUAUGGAAAAGUCAAGUCCGCCUAUUCUGAAAGCCUAAAGUCAAACGUAGCGGUCAAAAUUAUUAAUAGAAAAAAGGCAGCCGCUGAUUUUUUGGAAAAAUUCUUGCCACGAGAACUGGAAAUCCAAGCAAGUUUGUGCCAUCCAAAUGUCGUGAAAAUCUUCAAAAUUUUCGAAACGUCAGAUGGAAAAGUAUUCAUCGUCAUGGAGCUCGGCGUACGAGGUGAUCUACUGGAGUACGUCAAAAGCCGGGGCGCAUUGGCAGAAGAUUUCGCUAGAAAACUUUUUCGGCAGUUGUCGAUGGCAAUUAAAUUCAUUCACGCCCAAGACAUCGUCCAUCGGGAUUUGAAGUGCGAGAAUCUACUCCUGGACAAAGACUUCAAUUUGAAAGUGUCAGACUUUGGAUUCACGCGACGGAUUAUUUAUGAUGACACCGGCAAAAUGGAACUGAGCAAAACGUUCUGUGGCUCUGCCGCUUAUGCAGCACCUGAGGUUUUGCAGGGCAUACCGUACAACCCCAAAAUGUAUGACGUGUGGAGCAUGGGCGUGAUUUUGUUUGUUAUGAUGUGCGGAGCUAUGCCUUAUGAUGACUCAAAUAUCAAAAGAAUGCUCCGGAUACAGAAGGAGCAUCGAGUGGACUUCCCUCGCUCCAAACAAGUCCCAGGAGAAUGCAAAGACAUCAUCUACAAGAUGCUCCACCCAGAUGUCAAGAGACGACUUGACAUUGGCUCCAUCCUUGACCAUCAGUGGCUGCAAGGAAAGACAGGGGAAGUCAACCGCAGACACCAUGAUGAGCCGUCCACGUCUAAAGCAGCCUCCAGCAGCAAAGACGACAAGAAACACGCAAAAGUGGACGCAGAUGUCCCUCUGGACCCUGGCAAAGAGGACCUGGCUGGAGGCUCCUCAUCCAGGAGAGACCCAGCCUCUGUGACUUGAUGACCGGGGUUUGCCAUGAGAGGACGAGGGAGAGGCAGGCCGGCCCUCAGGAGUCUCAAAUGAAUUCGGCGUCACAUCUGAAACAAGCCAUACUCAUCAACCGACACUGAAAAAUGAAACAUCUGACCCACACCCGCAGAACUCAUCAAGCGGCACUGAAUGAGACAAGGUCAGCUUUACACAGCUGAUGUGGAAGUGUUCAAGCAUUCUUCUAACCAGGAAAUAAAUCGAACCCUGUGGUGUAUGAGUUUUCA
This is a messenger RNA of Alosa sapidissima (American shad), 1412 nucleotides long. RefSeq names its product testis-specific serine/threonine-protein kinase 1-like. Gene Ontology annotation, molecular function: ATP binding; tau-protein kinase activity; protein serine/threonine kinase activity. The transcript has 2 exons. The coding region runs from base 160 to 1158 and encodes 332 amino acids. Gene Ontology annotation, cellular component: cytoplasm. Gene Ontology annotation, biological process: intracellular signal transduction; microtubule cytoskeleton organization; protein phosphorylation. Lineage: Eukaryota; Metazoa; Chordata; Actinopteri; Clupeiformes; Clupeidae. The record is from RefSeq and is a predicted model, not a curated record.